CUCGUAGUAGAACCCAAAAAAAAUCGUAAAAUCUUUCCUGUCAAAAAAAUUAAAAACCGUCACAUAUUCCCGCAACUGCUUAUCCCGUCGCGAACCGGUGAAAUUCGGCUGAAUUUUACAUCAUUCAGCCGGCAAUCGCAUUUAGCCGGUAAGAUUAGCCGGAAAAUGACAUCUCAAAUCUACUCCCACUCUAGAAACAUCAAAUUGAAAAAAAUUAGGUCUUCAAAUUUGUGAGGGAAAACUGUGAGGGAAAUUCACCCAUUUAUGGAUCAAUAUUCUUCCGACGUGAAUAAGGAAGCCGAAUUUUGGAAGUGGGCGGAGUAACUUAAGUGCAAAGGGUUUUAAAUCGACUUAUUAUUGGAUUUUUCCAGGAAUGUGGUAAUGGCACUGAACGAGGGGGAGAGUGGGAGCGUGGUGGGCGUUGUCCACGAUCAAAGUACUGGGAUGGAUGGUGUCAUUAAUAAUGAUGAGGGUGUUCAUGACGUUGGUCCUGAGGAUGUUGGAAAUAUGAGUGAAAGUGUGACAAGUUGCAAUCAGCUCAGCGCUACAGAAAGAGAUGAGUGCCUAACACCGACGAGUGCAGUGCACAAUGGUAUGUAUUGUCAUUCUCAGAGAUUGGAGGCUCCAAGUGUAGGGAUGAUAUUCCCAACUUGGGAGGCAGCUGAUAAUUAUUAUCGUAUUUACGGAAAACAACAAGGUUUCGGGGUGAUAAGGCCUUCGGCAGGCUUUAGCAGGGUGCAAACAAAGCGGAAGAUAAAUGUAUUAUGGAAGUGCGAACGUGCUGGAAAGCCAAACAUCAUUAGCAAAAGUAGGCGGAAGAAGAAUGAACAAAAAGAUGAAUCACAAUUGGGAGAUGAUGUUGGUACAGAACCAAUACAAGUUAGAACAACUAAGAAGUCAAGGAAGUCCAAAAAAUGUGAAUGUCCGGCAAUGAUGUAUGCUGGUGUGAAUGUUGAUGGAGAAUGGGUUGUUCGGAAGGUAGUGCUGGAGCACAAAAACCACAGUCUAACCCCUGGUACAAGGUUACAUACUUCGCAACUUAACCAAGCAAUGCCUAAGCUGUUAUUGGUCUCACAAACCCACGAUGAGAGGAAUGGGUUGAAUGAGAAGCCCAAUACUGAGCUGGACAUGCAUAACAAGAACGCUGGGGAUAAGAGAUUGAUAACGUUGGAUGAGGAUAGUAAUGCCAUGAUGAAAUUCUUUGAGAUGAUGUAUAUGGAUAAUCAGAACUUCUAUCAUUCAUUUCGACAAGAUGACACGGGAAAGUUACAUGAUGUAGUAUGGAUUGAUGCUCGGUGUAGAGCCGCAUACGAAGAAUUUGGCGAUGUUGUGUGGUUGGAUACGACAUAUAUGAUAAAUGAUUAUGAUUUGCCACUUGCAACUUUUGUUGGGGUAAAUCAUCAUGGACACACAAUACUAUUUGGUUGUGCAUUGAUUUCCCGUGAAGACGUGGAAACAUUUGAGUGGGUUUUUUCAUCUUGGCUGGUUGGUAUGGCCGGUAAGGCACCAGGAGGAAUUCUAACAGAUGAAACGGAUAUAAUAAGCAAGGCGUUAGGGAGAGUCAUGCCAGGUACAACACAUAAGUGGUGCCUGUGGCAUGUAAUUGAAAAGAUUUCACAGAGGUUGGGUACACAAUGCAAAUAUAUUGCUAUGACAACAGAGUUAAAGGAUAUCAUAUAUGAUUCCUUCACUGGAGAUGAGUUUGAGGAGCGGUGGAAGAUUGUGAUUGACCAAUACGAGCUUGCAGAUGAUACUUGGCUCACCAGACUGUAUGAAGAGCGAUUGAUGUGGGUGCCAAUAUACAAUAAGGACACCUUUUGCGCCGGAAUGAGGAAUACUCAAAGGGUUGAAAGUAUGCAAAGUUUCUUUGACGAUAAGUUACCGAAUUCAUUGAGAAAUACUGUUUUUCUAUGGAAAAGAGGGUGGAGUCAGAGAUGGUUGCUGAUGCUAAUUGUGCAAUGUAUGGUCUGGCAACAGAUUUUUCAGUCGAGCAAGUUCUCCAGAAACUAUACACAUACACUAAAUUCAUGGAGGUUCAAGAGGAGUGCAAAGGGGUGUUGUAUUGUAAUGGUCGUGGAGAGCAGCAGUUGUCAGACAGCUUAUUACUGCACAAUAUAG
Spinacia oleracea (spinach) is the source of this 2118-nucleotide messenger RNA. Its product is annotated as protein FAR-RED IMPAIRED RESPONSE 1. Lineage: Eukaryota; Viridiplantae; Streptophyta; Magnoliopsida; Caryophyllales; Amaranthaceae. The transcript has 2 exons. The record is from RefSeq and is a predicted model, not a curated record. The coding region runs from base 382 to 2118 and encodes 578 amino acids.